CGGGCUGGUUCUGUCAGAGAGGAGGAGGACGAGGAGGAGGAGGAGCGGAUGGCGCGAAGGCAUCGCAAGGAGAAGAAGGAGCUGCAGGCCAAAAUCCAGGGAAUGAAGAAUGCGGUCCCCAAGAAUGACAAAAAGCGUAGGAAACAACUUGUGGAUGAUGUUGCCAAACUAGAAGCUGAGAUGGAGCUGAAGCAUAGAGCAGAGUUGGAGCAGCUGAAGCAGAUGUCACAUGAGAAAACCAAGGUAGAUACUGUUGUAGUCAACAUCGCAAGUUUGGAGCUUGAGAAUCAGCAGCCCCGGAUAUCUAAAGCACAGAAGAGGCGGGAGAAGAAAGCUGCUUUGGAGAAGGAGAGGGAAGAAAGGAUAGCAGAAGCUGAAAUUGAAAACUUAUCAGGAGCCCGCCAUCUAGAAAGUCAAAAGCUUGCUGUGACCUUGGCAGCCAGACGUUUAGAAAUUAAACAGAUUCCAUCAGAUGGUCACUGUAUGUACCGAGCCAUCGAAGAUCAGCUAAAGGAACAGGAAUGCUCUGUCUCUGUAGCCACCUUAAGAAGCCAAACUGCUGAAUACAUGCAGAACCAUACUGAUGACUUUCUACCAUUUUUAACGAACUCUACCACCGGAGAAAUGUAUACCCAAGAGGAGUUUGAAAAGUACUGUGCUGAUAUUGUAAACACAGCUGCAUGGGGAGGUCAGCUGGAGCUAAGGGCUUUGUCACACAUCUUACAGACGCCAAUUGAAGUAAUACAAGCCGAUUCUCCCCCUAUUGUUGUUGGUGCAGAGUAUUCAAGCAAACCUUUAACACUUGUGUAUAUGAGACAUGCCUAUGGUUUGGGUGAGCACUACAAUUCUGUGAAACAACUAAUGGACACAGCUACUGAAAAUGGCAGAGUAUGAAUGCCACAGCUCCAGAAUCUGAUGCGGUUUGGAAGUGUGGGAGUUGGCAUCAAGUCGAACUGAAAAACAUAACUACCUUGAAUUAGUAUUUUUGAAAAGCUCCUCAAGUAUUUUGAGAACACAGAUAUAAACUCCAGUGACUUCUUGAUUUAGCGGUAUUUUGAAAAUCUCCUUGAGGUGCAUUAAGAUCCUCGUGGUCAGGGAACUUAUCUACCAACUUUGUUGUUUUGUACUCUCCCAAGUGCUUAGUGCAGUGCUCUGCAAAUAGUAAGCACUCGGUAAAUAACGGUUGAUUGUUGGAUGUGUGGAUCAGGAUGAUGACAUCCUCUCAGUACAUAGGACCAUAAAACAUACUCCAUCUGAUGAAUGCUGGGCUAUUAUAGUGCAGCAACGAUUUCAGCAUAAUUUCUACUAUCAAGAAAUUGACUCACCGACAGCUUAUUCACUGCAGUAUGUCGAUGGUAUUAGGGAAUCGUCUUAGGCUUUUAAAUGAGAUUGUAUGCUUAUGAUCUGAAAUCGUUGCUGGAGUGAGCUCAUUUUUUUCUUCAGAAAAUUAAUAGUCCCAUGUGGUAAACUAAGAGUAAAAACUUUGGAAUUCUGAUUAUUUGUCAGAUUGCACCAGCUUGGUACAUGAAGAGAACAAGGCAAAGCCAGAGGCCUGGGGAGUUGAACAUCAUCUAUGUGACUCUUUCAUUUUUGUAUAAUUGACUGUUUUUCAAUCCUGGACCUUGAUUUCCUAUGUCUUUGAUUAGAAAAUUUAGUUCUAUUCUUUAAAGAUUGAGACUGUAGAAUGAGUAUUGCAGUUUCUGCCCUGAGUUGACAGCUACUGAAUGGGAGACAAAAGUUGCGGUUAGUCUGUGCCUAGAGAGCAAGGUGCCUCUUGCAUUUUAUACACAAGAAUGUAUUCCUUGUAAAGGUAAUGUUGGCCUUGGAAGGUGAUUAUGGUAAUUAUGUAAUUAUGGUAUUUAUUAAAAUGUCUCUAAUUCUGCUUUCUAAUAGUGAGAAACCUGUGGGACUGAGUGUCAGGCAUAAAGGCACCAUUCAGGUUAGGAGGUUCAGUAUUUGCCAUUUGGGACAAAUACACAAAUUGAUCGGAAUUUCAGAUGUCAGUAAUCUCUGUGUUGUCCUGCCUCUCACAAAACCGCUACUCUUGGGUUUAUGCAAUUGUUGCCUUUGAAAGAAACAUAAAUGGAGAUUCUAAAGUGAAAUGUCUAUUUUGUCAGUAGUCUGCGUGACUUUUCCAUCUAAAAAGCAGUCGGUGAGAUUAUUUUGUAGGGAUCUGAUUGAUACUAAGGCAUCUGCAAGGCCAAAAAGAUGCUGAAAUCAAGGAUACUGAGACAGUUUUAUUAGGCAGUUCCACCUGUUUAUCAUUAUAAAAAAAUCUGGUUGUCCAGUCUUCAAUUUGCACAGAGUAUUAAAAAAAAAAAGCAUGAGAACAAGAUUAUUUCUAUGGGAGGUUUUCUUUCUUUCCUAAAACUUCAACCCUAAUCGAGCAUUAAUUACCAUUGUUUUAAGUAUUACCUAAAUUGAAACCCUAAAUAAUAACAGAUGUUAAUUUAAAUGCAGUAUAUGCUAACUUGGUUAACUGUAUGGCAUAAAACCUUUUGUAAUUGAAGUUUCACAGCAUUUCUUUUGUCCUAACUCAGAGAAAGGAGGAUGUCAGAGUUCUGGAAUAUGUCUUUAUCCAUCUAUUUUGUCCACUUUAAGAUGUUUACAAUUUGUGUAAAGCAAGAGAAUAUGUUUAAUUAUAGUGAGCAAUGUUUUUUUUGCUCAUAUAUGAGGCUUGCCAAAAGUAUAAUAAAAGAUGAAUGAAUUACAU
Tachyglossus aculeatus (Australian echidna) is the source of this 2713-nucleotide messenger RNA. RefSeq names its product OTU deubiquitinase 6B (gene OTUD6B). The record is from RefSeq and is a predicted model, not a curated record. The transcript has 7 exons. Bases 49 to 894 code for a protein of 281 amino acids. Gene Ontology annotation, molecular function: cysteine-type deubiquitinase activity. NCBI's taxonomy places the organism in Eukaryota, Metazoa, Chordata, Mammalia, Monotremata, Tachyglossidae. Gene Ontology annotation, biological process: protein deubiquitination.